Molecule: messenger RNA, 2203 nt
Organism: Camelina sativa (false flax)
Lineage: Eukaryota; Viridiplantae; Streptophyta; Magnoliopsida; Brassicales; Brassicaceae
Product: putative receptor-like protein kinase At1g11050
Biological process (GO): protein phosphorylation
Molecular function (GO): ATP binding; protein kinase activity
Source: RefSeq, a predicted model, not a curated record
AAUAUGUUCGAGACGUAUCGUUGUAGUGUUGGCAGUUGCAGGUGGGGACAAACAGGCACUGGAGAGUUUCCCAUGUUACUUCCCAAAAGUCAACAUAUCAAAGCAGCCUCUUUGACCCCCAAACCCAAGAGAAAGAAAGAAUCCAACUUUCAUGGCCGCCAGAAUCAAUCACUCAGUUUCGCACCACCAAAAGACCUCAAAUUCUCCAAAACCCAUAUCUCCCGAUUUCACCAAUGGUGAACCUUCGUUUCCUCUUCUUUCUUCUUUCUCCUCUACUCUUCUCAACCUGCGUUGUUGUUGCUCAAUCUCCGUCUCCGUCACCAACUUGUCCUUUAGAUUUCUCACAUGUCCUGUCAAUCCCAUGGAACACAACUGAUUGUCUAAGCUACGACAGAUCAGUCAACAGCAAGACCAGUUGCUGUCAAUCUAUCUUAACCCUAAUCGGAAUCCCUCUAGCUCGUCGUCUCAAACAAACAUCCAACUUCCGUCUCCCUAAUCUCGCUACUUCCGUCUCUUGUAUCAACAACCUCCAGACGAAGCUCGACGCGCUCUCUCUAUCUUCGAAUCUCACUUCCCUCUGCUUCGAUCCGAACCAAUUCGUCAUCACUAACGACACCUGUGCAGGAAUCCAAACGACUCAAGAUUGGGUCUCUCGUCUCGGUCCGAGGUCGGCGCUUGACUCCUCCUGUAGCAGUGGUCUCACCGAUCUCUCCCGAUGCGACGCUUGUGUGGCGGCUGGGUUUAAGGUUCAGAAACAGCUCAUCGGUCUUGAUGGUAAUACCUCUCACGGUCUCGGUUGUUACCAUUUCGCUGUUCUUUACGCUGCUGGUAUCGUUAAUGGGAAAGGACCUGAGGGUGAUGAUGCUCUCUCUUGUCUCUUCUCUUUGAGCUUGACAUCUCCGUUGAUCCAAAAGAAGAAGAAACACACGGUGGCUAUUGUCUUAGGGGUAACCGGAUUUAUCUUCGGAGCUCUGGUUAUUGCCGGUUUUGUUUGUUUGUAUUUCCGGUUUGUUAAAAAGGGAGAAACUGGUUGGGAGGAUCAAGAGUCUCGACCGAGAUGGAGACCAAACACUGGCUCAAUCUGGUUCAAAAUCGAGGAGCUUGAGAAGGCAACUAACAAUUUCUCUCAGAAAAAUUUCAUCGGUCGAGGCGGGUUUGGUUUUGUUUACAAAGGUGUUUUACCGGAUGGUUCGGUUAUCGCGGUUAAGAAAGUGAUAGAAUCUGAGUUUCAAGGGGAUGCUGAGUUUCGUAACGAGGUUGAGAUCAUUAGCAAUUUGAAACAUAGGAAUCUUGUUCCGCUUAGAGGUUGUAGUAUGGUUGAUGAUGAUAGUCAGAGUCAGAGAUGUCUUGUUUACGACUACAUGUCUAAUGGAAACCUCGAUGAUCAUUUGUUUCCUCGGGGAGAGACUCAGAAGAUAAUACCAUUGAGCUGGCCUCAGAGGAAGAGUAUCAUUUUGGAUGUAGCCAAAGGUUUGGCUUAUUUGCAUUACGGUGUGAAACCAGCGAUUUACCACCGUGAUAUCAAAGGUACUAACAUAUUGUUAGAUGUAGAUAUGGGAGCGAGGGUAGCUGAUUUUGGUUUAGCUAAACAGAGUAGAGAAGGUGAGUCUCAUCUCACUACUAGAGUGGCGGGAACACACGGUUACUUGGCUCCUGAGUACGCGCUUUAUGGUCAGUUAACCGAGAAAAGCGAUGUGUAUAGCUUUGGUGUUGUUGUAUUGGAGAUAAUGUGUGGAAGGAAAGCUCUUGAUAUGUCUACUUCCGGAUCACCAAACACGUUUCUGAUCACGGAUUGGGCUUGGUCUUUGGUUAAAGCUGGGAAAACAGAGGACGCUCUUGACCUGUCUUUGUUGAGAGACGAAGGCUCAGGGAUGUCGAAUCCGAAAGGGAUAAUGGAGAGAUUCUUGCAAGUUGGGAUUUUGUGUGCUCAUGUAUUGGUUGCUUUAAGGCCAACAAUAUUGGAUGCAUUGAAAAUGCUUGAAGGAGAUAUCGAGGUUCCUCCAAUUCCGGAUCGACCAGUCCCGCUCACGCAUCCUUCAUACCGAAUGGAUGGUAACGGUUUCACUAUAUCGCCUACGCUUAGCGGUAUACAAAUACAUUCCGGAGAUAUGCUUCGAUGAAAAAAAACUAGGCUCAUGUGUGAAAGUGUCUAUUUUUGUUUUUGUAAAUAACUUUGGAAUGCAAGGAUCACAAUUUUUUUUAA